UGCAUCGUUAUACUUCGAUACUCUUCUUUCUCUUCUUGCAACUGCUCUUUUCUGUCCAACCAUGUCACCGAGUAGUGACCUCGGCAACUGGUCGUGGCUGGUGGCAACUCUUGCAGAAAAACAUUGGCAUAGUAGCUAUGCAUAUGCAACUCCUCAAUAAUGACCGUGUAGUAAUCUAUGAUAGAACUGACUAUGGUAAGUCCAAUAUUUCAUUACCACAUGGAAAAUGUCGAAAUAAUUCACGGGAGUUGGUGAUCAAAUAUGACUGCACCGCUCAUUCUGUUGAGUAUGAUGUCUUGGCUAAUAAAUUCAGGCCACUUAUGGUCCAAACCGAUGUUUGGUGUUCUUCAGGUGCUGUAGUCCCUGAUGGGAGUCUGAUUCAGACCGGUGGUUUCAAUGAUGGUAGACGUAAGGUCCGGACUUUCUAUCCAUGCAAUGGUGAUUGUGAUUGGGUAGAAACUGGUGAUGGUCUUAAGGCAAGAAGAUGGUAUGCCACUAAUCAUAUUCUGCCAGAUGGGAAGCAAAUCGUUAUUGGUGGCAGAAGGCAAUUCAAUUAUGAAUUUUAUCCGAAAACUUCUUCCCCUAAUGUCUACAGUUUGCCAUUUCUAUUGCAAACUAAUGAUCGUGGCAUUGAAAACAACUUAUAUCCAUUUGUUUUUCUCAAUAGUGAUGGGAAUUUAUUCAUUUUCGCUAAUAAUCGAGCCAUAUUGUUCGAUUACAAGACGGGCAAGGUGGUGAAGACUUAUCCCGCAAUACCUGGAGGUGAUCCAAGAAGCUAUCCAAGUACAGGUUCUGCAGUGUUGCUUCCCUUGAAGAACUUAGAUGCUGCAACUAUUGAAGCUGAGGUUUUGGUAUGUGGAGGUGCACCAAAAGGGUCUUUUGAAAUGGCGACAAAACGUAAAUCGGCAGAACGUAAAUUUAACAAAGCUUUAGAUACUUGUGGCCGGAUCAAGAUAAACGAACCAAGUCCUCAAUGGGUAAUGGAAACUAUGCCCUGUGCUAGAGUAAUGGGCGAUAUGACAUUGCUUCCGAACGGCGUUGUUUUGAUCAUUAACGGAGCUGGAGAUGGUACUGCAGGGUGGGAAAAUGGGCGACGUCCAGCCUUGAGCCCCGUCCUCUAUUGGCCCGACGGUGCAGCAGGUUCAAGGUUUGAGCAGCUAAAUCCAAGUACAAUCCCGAGAAUGUACCAUUCCACAGCAAUUUUGCUUCGUGAUGGCAGGGUUCUUGUUGGUGGAAGCAAUCCCCAUAUUGGAUAUGACUUCACAGGGGUCUUAUUUCCAACUGAAUUGAGUUUAGAAGCAUUCUCGCCACCAUAUUUGGAUUCAAAAAAUAAGCACUUGAGACCAAAAAUUGUCUCAUCAACCGCUUCCAAAGGUAAAUAUAUUGGUUACGGACAAAAAUUGUGGGUAAGGUUCAAGGUCAUAGGAAAAUUAAAAGCAGAUAUGGUGUCGGUGACAAUGGUUGCACCAGCAUUCAACACACAUUCCUUUUCCAUGAAUCAUAGGCUGCUGGCACUCAGGAACGAGAAUGUGACCUAUGUGCGCACAUCAAUUUAUGACAUUCAAGUCACGACGCCCAGUUCCGGAUACCUCGCACCCUCAGGUUAUUACAUGUUAUACGUGGUUCAUCAAUAUAUUCCUAGCAUAGGCAUUUGGGUCAAAUUAUAUAUCUAAACGUGUAGAUUCAUAUGUUGCUUUGGCAUAAUUGUGCCAAUACACAGGUUGGUUUAUCU
Molecule: messenger RNA, 1732 nt
Organism: Populus euphratica (Euphrates poplar)
Lineage: Eukaryota; Viridiplantae; Streptophyta; Magnoliopsida; Malpighiales; Salicaceae
Product: galactose oxidase-like
Exons: 1
Coding region: 138-1673 (511 amino acids)
Source: RefSeq, a predicted model, not a curated record